Messenger RNA from Paramecium tetraurelia, 315 nucleotides. RefSeq lists its product as uncharacterized. Lineage: Eukaryota; Ciliophora; Oligohymenophorea; Peniculida; Parameciidae. The transcript has 2 exons. The record is from RefSeq and is a predicted model, not a curated record.
AUGUUGAAAGAGAGAAUGAAAAGACUGAUAUGGUUAAACAAUUAGUGGACAACCCCAAAGAUUUAGAAAAGGAUAUUUCAAUAAGGUGAAAUUAAUUAAUUUGGACAGCCUUAAAUGAGGAUUCAUAAAGAGGUUCUAACUUUUGAGAAGGAAGAAAUUGAAAUAGUAAACAACAGAGAAAAAUUAAUAUGUUACAGAAAGCAAGAGGAUUUUAAUAACAUAGUUAAUCGUUUAAAAGAGGAUAGAUACAAAUAUAAGGUUAACUCCAAUGAAAACCUGUUAGAUAAAUCACUUCUUUAGUUAGGGGUUAAGUGA